AUAUAUUUGGAAAAUAUAUACUGUUGAUACUGUUAUAAAAAAUUAUUAUAAUUAUUUUAAUAUGAAAUUCAAGUCUACAAUAAAUCAAAGGACUAAGGUGAGAGCGCUUUUCUUUGGAAAAGGAACCAGCUAGGAAUUAAUAAUAUUAGUGCCCUCUAAGUUUUUGUCAUAAUGUGAGCUAAUGAGUAUUAUUGAUGACUUAUUAAUUCAUCAACUUAUUACGUAUCAUAUGAUACAGUAAAACGAUUUUCAAACAAGAAAAUAAGUUAUGAAAUUGUACUUAUUUCGUGGAUCUGCUACUUGUGAACUGAAUCAUAAUUUUAUGCUAUUUCCAGCAAUAGAGCACAUAUAAGUUUUAAAUGAGCCUAUUUUACAGGGUCACAAACCUAUUAAUUUCUUUUUCAACGCAAGGGUUUAUCCCCUUCAAGGCAAUUAUAUUAUCAUGUACCAAAUGCUAAAUACGAAGAUGAUCCCAAAAGUUAGAUUUCCUGUUUGUAGGAAAAUUAAAAUUUUUAUAUUCUCAAAAUAAAUGGUUUUACAGACAAGUGUGUUACUUGCGGAUAUCAGGUUCUGGAAUAUUUGUUUCUCCAACUGGGUUACUAAUAAGAACAGGUUCAAUAGGCCUAAGUUUCAUUAUAUGGACAGCUUGUGGUAUUAUGUCAUUAUUAGGAGCUCUAGCUUACGCAGAACUAGGUACAAUGAACCCGAGUUCAGGGGCAGAGUAUGCAUAUUUAAUGGAUGCUUUUGGGCCCAUGCCUGCAUUUCUAUUUUCUUGGAUAUCCACAUUAAUACUCAAGCCAUCACAAGUGGCAAUAAUUUGUUUGAGCUUCGCUAAGUAUGCUGUUGAAGCUUUUGUCGAUGAAUGUGGAACAUCUGAAUUAGUUGUCAAAAUUGUAGCAAUAUUAUCUAUAUUGGUUAUAACGUAUAUAAAUUGCUACAGUGUAAAUCUUGCCACUGGCGUUCAAAAUGCAUUUACUGCUGCUAAAUUAGUUGCCGUUUUUGUGGUCGUUGCUGGAGGAAUACAUAAAAUAUUUCAAGGGAAUACAGAUAAUUUUAAAAAUUAUUUCGAAAAUACUACUUCAAGUUUUGGUGAUAUAGCCACUGCAUUUUACUCAGGAUUAUGGGCUUAUGAUGGCUGGAAUAAUCUUAACUACGUUACAGAAGAAAUUAAAAAUCCUUCUAAAAACAUUCCAAGAGCAAUCUACAUUAGCAUACCACUAGUUACAUUAUGUUACUUAUUAGUGAAUGUUGCAUACCUCACCAUAAUGUCACCAGCCGAAAUAAUACAAAAUGAAGCUGUUGCUGUGACGUUUGGUUUAAGAGCAUUGGGGUCUUUAGCUUGGAUAAUACCUUUAUCAAUUACCAUAUCUACGUUUGGGUCAGCUAAUGGUACUUUAUUUGCUGCCGGUAGACUGUGUUUUGCUGCUAGCAGAGAAGGUCAUUUAAUGAAUGUCUUAUCAUACAUUCAUAUUAAAAAGCUGACACCUAUGCCAAGUAUAAUUUUUCACGCCAUUAUAACUAUCUUGAUGGUUGCAUCUGGAACGAUAAAUUCACUAAUCGAUUUUUUUAGUUUCACGGCUUGGAUAUUUUACGGUAGCGCAAUGCUUGCAUUAAUUGUAAUGCGAUUCACAAAACCAAAUGCUCCACGACCAUACAGAGUGCCUAUUAUCAUUCCUUUAGUGAUAUUCAUAAUUUCACUUUAUUUGGUGAUUGCACCUAUCAUUGACAAACCACAAAUUGAAUAUCUAUAUUCAGUAUUAUUUAUGAUAGCUGGAUUGAUAUUUUAUUUACCUUUUGUGUACAUGGGAUAUAAAUUUAAUAUUGUUGAUAGAUUGACUAUGUUCGUUCAAUUGUUACUACAAGUGGCGCCAACGAAAUUAGUUUUACCAGAUUAAAUAAAAAUUAUGUUUUAUAGUUUUUUAUUGAAAACAUAUCUCAUACAAUACCAAUGUAUUAUGUAGACAAUACCAUUUUAGCUGUUAUGAGUUAGAUAUUUUGUUAAGUUUUAAUAAUAUCAUGUGUUAAU
Messenger RNA from Daktulosphaira vitifoliae (grape phylloxera), 2026 nucleotides. It is a transcript of the gene sbm, whose product is annotated as b(0,+)-type amino acid transporter 1. Gene Ontology annotation, biological process: amino acid transmembrane transport. The coding region runs from base 657 to 1895 and encodes 412 amino acids. The transcript is spliced from 10 exons. The record is from RefSeq and is a predicted model, not a curated record. Gene Ontology annotation, cellular component: membrane. Lineage: Eukaryota; Metazoa; Arthropoda; Insecta; Hemiptera; Phylloxeridae. Gene Ontology annotation, molecular function: L-amino acid transmembrane transporter activity.